Messenger RNA from Anolis carolinensis (green anole), 2089 nucleotides. It is a transcript of the gene ube2q1, whose product is annotated as ubiquitin conjugating enzyme E2 Q1. The transcript has 13 exons. The coding region runs from base 13 to 1506 and encodes 497 amino acids. The record is from RefSeq and is a predicted model, not a curated record. Lineage: Eukaryota; Metazoa; Chordata; Lepidosauria; Squamata; Anolidae.
AUAAACUUCCGCAUGGGCCUCCUUGCCCGGCGCGUGACGUCACUUCCUGUCUCGAGUACGUCCGCCAUUUUGGUUGAGCCUCCAGACGCGAAGAGAGCGAGAGAGGGGGGGACGACGCUUCCGUUCCCGGGCGGAAGUGCUUGUCUCCAGGGCGACGGGCGCGCGCGCCGGGCGAGGGCGUCGGCGGCUCCUCCCCUUCCUGGGGCGCGUAUGGGGGGCGGGGCGGGGUGCGGGGCGUCACUUCCGGCGGCGGCAGCGGGCCCUUCCCGUCCGCCAUCUUGCGGAGUGGGGGGACGCGGGGGGCCCGUGGGCCGCGGCGGAGGGAGGCCGCUCCAUGGGAAGAGGAUGCAGCGCGGAGCCGGAGGCGGGGCCGGAGGAGGAGGGGGCGGGGCGCCGGGCCCCGGGCGCGCGCUGCUGAGGCGGGAGCUGCGCCUCCUCGAGUCCAUCUUCCACCGCGGGCACGAGCGCUUCCGCAUCGCCCGCGCCUGCCCCGACGAGCUCGGCUGCGAGUUCCUGCCCGGAGCCGGAGCGGCAGGCCCCGUCCGCAUCCACGGAAACAUCACGGAGUCCUACCCGGCGGUGCCCCCCAUCUGGUCGGUGGAGUCGGACGACCCCAACCUGGCCGCCAUCUUGGAGAGGCUGGCCGACGUGAAGAAGGGCAACACCUUGCUCCUGCAGCACCUGAAGCGCAUCAUUUCCGACCUCUGCAAGCUCUACAACCUCCCGCAGCACCCGGACCUCGAGAUGCUGGACCAGCCGCUGCCGGCGGAGCAGAGCACCCAGGAGGAGGUCUCCUCCGAAGAAGAGGACGAGGAAAUGCCAGAGGACACGGAGGAGCUGGACCACUACGAGAUGAAGGAGGAGGAGCCGGCCGAGGCCAAGAAGGCGGAGGACGACGGCAUCGGCAAGGAGAACCUGGCCAUCCUCGAGAAGAUCAAAAAGAACCAGAGGCAAGAUUACUUAAAUGGGGCAGUGUCCGGGUCCGUGCAGGCCACCGACCGGCUGAUGAAGGAGCUCAGGGAUAUUUACCGAUCGGCGAGUUUCAAGGGCGGAAACUACGCGGUGGAACUCGUGAAUGACAGCCUCUACGACUGGAAUGUCAAACUCCUGAAGGUGGACGAGGACAGCGCCUUGCACAGCGACCUCCAGAUCCUCAAGGAGAAAGAGGGGGCCGACUUCAUCCUCCUCAACUUCACCUUUAAGGACAACUUCCCCUUCGACCCUCCCUUCGUCAGGGUGGUCUCUCCUGUCCUCUCUGGAGGGUACGUCUUGGGCGGAGGAGCCAUCUGCAUGGAGCUCCUAACGAAGCAGGGCUGGAGCAGCGCCUACUCGGUGGAGUCGGUCAUCAUGCAGAUCAGUGCCACGCUGGUGAAGGGCAAGGCCAGGGUCCAGUUCGGCGCCAACAAAAACCAGUACAGCUUGACGAGAGCCCAGCAGUCCUACAAGUCCCUGGUGCAGAUCCACGAGAAGAACGGCUGGUACACGCCCCCCAAGGAGGACGGCUAGCGGGAGAGGCCGGACGCCGGCCGAGCAGGAUCCGCCGAAAGGCCCGUCCGGACCGGACUGACCGCGGUGGGUGUUUCCAGGACUCGUCCCUCCGGAUCCCCCCCCGGCCCCUUGCGCAAGACUUUUCAGCGGGAUCCUUUCCCGGGACGUUAUGCGCCGGGCUUGGGGUCAUUGAGCAAGCGGGCGAGUGGCUGACCGACUGACCCGUGGACAGACUGACCAUCCGGGGGCCCGCCUUCCUCCGCCGUUGCCGCCGCUCUUAUUAAAAAACCACAAAACGCGCCGCACACACACAAAAGAGAGCCCCCAAAGCGCAACUUCUCUCUCUCUCUCUCUCUCUCUCUCGUUCUGCCGGGAGCGGGGUCACCUUCGUCGCCCCCCUCCUCCUCUUCCUCCUCCUCUUCCUCGGCUGCGGAUUUAAUUUAUUUUCUUAUUUCCCAUGUACACAGUUGCCUCUCUCUCUCUUUUCCCCCCCUCCUAAUUUUUAUUUUUAUUUUGGGGAGGGGGCUUGUUCCAGUGUAUGAUGGAUGUGGACGGGGAAGGAGAUGUACCUUCGCAGAACAAUUACACUUGUUUAAUUUGA